Molecule: messenger RNA, 1474 nt
Organism: Nicotiana attenuata
Lineage: Eukaryota; Viridiplantae; Streptophyta; Magnoliopsida; Solanales; Solanaceae
Product: F-box/kelch-repeat protein At5g26960
Exons: 1
Coding region: 130-1347 (405 amino acids)
Molecular function (GO): protein binding
Source: RefSeq, a predicted model, not a curated record
AAAGAGCAUGGGACCUACACAUUCCCUGAUUGGAAGAAAAGCUCACAUCCCACCCCCCCAAAUACCUUCAUAUUAAGUCCUCAACAAAUUCUCAAAACCUGAAAAAAGCAAUUUUGAUUUUUCAAUUCGAUGUCUGAUAGCUGCAACUCACGGCACUUCUCAUGGCUGAUGAAAUCUUGCUUCCCCAACCCCCAACAUCCACCACCCCACCACCCUACUCCCACCACCACCACCAUUUCCUCCACUACCAUUUCUGAACUCCCAGAUGACCUCCUCCUUGAAUGUCUCUCACGGGUCCCACACUCUUCCCUCCGUUCUUUACCUUUAGUCUGCUCUCGUUGGUCCCACCUUCUCGAUUCCCCAUCUUUUCACCUUCUCCGUCACCGUAAUAACCUUAUUCGCCUCACCCUCUUCGCCGUUUCAGUUUCUGAUUCCACUCUUUUUACUGCUAGUUACAGAUUGGAAAAUGACUGCUCUUGGAAGAUUUGCUCUUUUCAAGAUGGGUCUUUUUAUUCUCUGUUCUCGCAUUCUCGUUUGUCGGCGAUUGGUCGGAGAAUUUACGUCAUUGGUAGGACGGCGAUGCUCCGGUGUGAUACCUGGACGGGUACUGUGGUUGUUAGAGAAGGGCCAGUUUUCCAGAGGAAGAAGUUUGCUGCGGCGGUUGUGGGCGGGAAAAUCUACGUCGCCGGAGGUAGCGCGAGGUCUGCAGUGGUGGAGGAGUACGAUCCGGCGAACGACGCGUGGAGCGUGGUGGCGAACGCUCCGAGGAAGCGGUACGGAUGUGUCGGCGCGUCUGUCGACGGCGUGUUUUAUAUCGUCGGGGGUCUCAAAAUUGGCGGCACAUCAGGGAAUGACGGGGUGGUUGCGCGUGGGGCAGACGCGGCGCAUGUUUACGCAAGCUCUAUGGACUUGUACGAUGUGGCUAACGGUGUUUGGUUGAGGAGCCGUGCCGUCCCCGGAGGCGGCUGCGUGGUGGCGGCGUGCGCGGCAGCUGGUCAAAUCUAUAUUCUUUCAAGCCAUGCAGUGGAGCUUUCAUUUUGGAAGUUCAAUGGGUCACGUAAAAGCAACGAGUUUGGUGGAUGGUGUAGGAUAAAAUCGCCACCACUACCGGCGCAGGUUAGACUAGACAGCACGGUGAGGUUCAGCUGCGUGGGGAUAGGAGAGAAGGUGGUGCUAAUACAAGUGAAUGGUUGCAUAGACGACUUGCUGAGGCGGAGUGGGAGGGUAGAAAGAGGGAUGAAGGAGGGGUUGGUGUUGGUCUACGACUGUGCCGCCGGCGAAUGGAGCCGUGUGGCCGAUUUACCGGAGGUCAUUCGCCGAGCCGCCUGCGUCUGUGUUGAGUGCUAACUUGCGCCGUGUGAUCUUGUAUCAUAGAAGAAAGUACUUGUAAUUCAUAACAUUGAUAACGUAUCUCUGCAUUCUUUCUUCCCCAUUGGUAAAAGAAGAAACUUUUAGUAAUCACUAUCUUCAGUAA